CUGUUUUGAAUGGAAGCCGGAAGUUGAGAUGAGGUCGGAGGUCGCCAAGCCACCUCUUUGUCAAGCUGUGAUCUUUUCAUCUGGUCAAUGACGUUACUCUCAGCACAUUUUGGUGUGGCGUUUCAAGUCUUUCAGAGCAUGGAUUCAAUGUAAACUCAUGUUCAAAGGGUGUUGAAGCGAGGUACACCCUGACGCUGCAAACAGGGCUUCCCACCUACUGUGCCUGGGAUACCAUCAAAUGCUCCGAAUACGUUGCCACUAGAUGUCAGACAUGAGUCAUUCCAAUGAGGAUGCUCCUCCAGCCAACACCAUGCAGCAAAAGAGGAACAUCCAGAUCAUCGAGUGGGAGGACUUGGACAAAAAGAAAUUCUACUCUUUUGGCAUGUUCAUCACCUUGAGCAUUAGGGUCACAGUCUACCCGGCCACCCUAAUCCGGACUCGGCUGCAGGUGCAGCGUGGCAAAUCGCUUUACGCCGGCACCUUUGAUGCCUUUGUUAAGAUCUUGCGGGUGGACGGCGUUCGGGGCCUGUACCGUGGCUUCAUGGUCAACAGCUUCACCCUCAUCUCUGGCCAGGCGUACAUAACCACCUAUGAGCUGGUGAGGAAGUACGUCUCCAAGUAUAGCAAUGACAACACGGUCAAGUCGGUGGUGGCGGGCGGCCUGGCUUCCAUGGUGGCUCAGAGCAUCACUGUCCCCAUAGAUGUGGUGUCACAGCAGCUGAUGAUGCAGGGCCAAGGGGCGCACCUCAGCCGCUUUCACCCUAAUGCCUGCAUGGAGGCCGGCAAGCCCAAAACAGUGUUCGGCCAAACCAGGAGCAUAGUGGCCCAAAUAUUUGCUGCGGAUGGUUUUCCGGGUUUCUACAGAGGAGCCCUUGCUUCUUUACUCACCUACAUCCCAAACAGUGCUGUAUGGUGGCCUUUUUAUCAUUUUUAUGCAGAACAGCUGUCAAAUCUGGCCCCCUCUGGCUGUCCUCAUCUGGUCCUACAGGCCAUGGCAGGUCCACUCGCCGCGGCCACUGCGUCCACAGUCACCAACCCCAUGGAUGUCAUCAGAGCUAGAGUGCAGGUUGAAGGUCGCAAUUCAAUCACAGAGACCUUCAGACAGCUUAUCAAGGAGGAGGGCUUCUGGGGAAUGACCAAAGGGCUGUCGGCCCGGAUCAUUUCAUCCACCCCCACCGCCAUCGUCAUGGUGGUGGGCUAUGAGAGCCUCAAAAAACUAAGUUUGCGGCCGGAGCUUGUGGACUCCAGACACUGGUAGAAACAAGCCAUCGCAUGCAUCAUGUCAGCGCUGAGCCAACGAGGGCAUGAACUGAUUCAGAAGGACUGUAGUAACCAUUGGGACACACUCCUGUGCUGGUGAAGAGUAAAGAAGAAGAAUUUUAAGAUUGGACAUAAAAAUAAGAAUACUUUGCAUUUUUAUUUUAUUUUUUAAUAAUAGAACACUUCGGAAAUGAUUGCAACUUGAUUUUAUUUUCUGCUUCUGAGCAUGAACUACAUUUAUAAGGAGAGUUGUUCUUUGCUGUAAACGUACAGCAAAUUGUGGGCCUACAUUCAAACCUGACGAGAUGGCAAAUUCCAUACAACUGAAAAACAUAAUUUGUCAUCUAAAAUAUUUUAUGGCUUUAAGCACAAAAAAAAUGGUGCAUUUAUUGUUGGUCUUAAAAGAAUCUAUCAUGCAUAAUUAAUUUCUAUUGUAUUUUGGUGUUGCUGUUUUUUGAAAAUGGGUUGUUAACAACUCACAACUUGUCAUUUACAUUUGUGAUUUUUGUGCACAAUUGUCUAAAAUGUUUUUUGGGGACAGUGGCAAUUUUAACACUCUACUGUAUAUUGAUGAGGUGUAUGUAAUCAUGUAAAUCAUAGGAUUUAAUUAAUGAAAUUUCCUGUAAUGAAUUUAUCAAGAAAUGUGAUAACAUUUUGAGGAUUAUUUGACAUUUUAUUGGGAUAAUGCAUUAUGAAAAAUGUAUAUUUGAAUUCUGAACACUGCAUUAGAAACAUUGCAAUGUGGUCUCUGAUAUAUUAUCUACAGAUUCUCUGCACGCUCGCACUUCGACAACAAUUCACUUUUGUCCGGACUACUGAAUAUGGUACAGUCCUUAUGUUGAAUCGUGCCUCAGAAGCCAUUAAUCAUUACAUCAUGAAAUCGGUUUUCUUUUGAGUGUCUAUGCAUCAAUUUCUGCGUCAAAGGUACCCUUUGCUAAACUUGAAGUUUUCAUUGAGUUACCAAAUCUCAAAUAAAAACUACUGUAAACUAUUUUAUUAACCAUUUGGGUAAAUAAGGUUUUUUGAAGGGUUAGGUAACAAGUGUAUGAAAUAUAACCAGCCAAUUACCCACAGAUUUAACAGAAGUGAUUAUCUAUCUGUCAUUUUUCUCAUGUGUCUGUCAUGUCAAUACAACAUUAUGUAGAUUGUGCAUUUAUAAUUAUUGCAUCCAGAAAUGUUCAAAUUGAGAAAUAUACUGAAGCACAUUACUUCCUAAUGCUUCUUCGAAUGUCAAAUUGUAAAAUGCAUUGACUCCUCCUCGCCUCACUGAGACAGUUCAAAUUUGUAUGUGAAAGGUGAUUUUAUUUUCAGUUCUCAUUCCUCUCCAAUACGAUCAUGAGCUUACUAAUGAGUAAGUAAUUCAUGAUGCUGAAUGGUCUGUCACAAAUGGAAGGUGGUGGUCUAACAAGUUUGUUAAGCACUGUUUAUGUCUAUGUUUUGGGAACACAUAUUUCAAUAAGUUUGGCUCCUCUAGAGCAAGUACAUUUGAAUUGUGUCUUGUACUGUAAAGGCCUGGGAAACUAUGGUCAAAAAUGCCCUGUGUUGAAGUGUGAAGCACUAAUACAAAUUUUGGCUCACAACACAAAGCAGAUAAUAAAUAAAUAAAAAUGUGAAAGUGCCACUAUA
Syngnathus acus (greater pipefish) is the source of this 2886-nucleotide messenger RNA. Its product is annotated as solute carrier family 25 member 44-like. Gene Ontology annotation, cellular component: mitochondrion. Lineage: Eukaryota; Metazoa; Chordata; Actinopteri; Syngnathiformes; Syngnathidae. Bases 263 to 1258 code for a protein of 331 amino acids. The transcript has 4 exons. The record is from RefSeq and is a predicted model, not a curated record. Gene Ontology annotation, molecular function: branched-chain amino acid transmembrane transporter activity. Gene Ontology annotation, biological process: branched-chain amino acid catabolic process.